Messenger RNA from Aphanomyces astaci, 841 nucleotides. RefSeq lists its product as hypothetical. The record is from RefSeq and is a predicted model, not a curated record. The transcript has a single exon. Gene Ontology annotation, molecular function: DNA binding. NCBI's taxonomy places the organism in Eukaryota, Oomycota, Saprolegniomycetes, Saprolegniales, Verrucalvaceae. The coding region runs from base 255 to 713 and encodes 152 amino acids.
AUACACAACGAAGGCUGUUUGAAGUUUCAGGCCAGGGGCAAAGGGUUUGGCGGAGCCCUUUACCACCGUUGGUACAAAUUACAUUGACCACAUUGCGGGAUGGUGAAACCGUUCAGGGGACAGCAAAGACACAGUCCAGCUGCUCGCACACUGUAAGUUUAUGACGAAAUGGCCUUUCACCAAUCGCAUGUCGCAUGGAUUAAUUUCACAGUCAAGUGAAUUCCACGGCUGGCCGCAUUAUUGGAUUUGCGAACAUGAAGUACUUUUCCCCGCAAGCUUUACAACUUUCCAUCCACGCACCAGAGCGAAAACGCCCCAUGUCAACCACUAUCGCCACCGGAACUUGGACCAGCGGCGAACACAAGCGAUUCCUUGCAGCCAUUGAAAUGUUCCCCCAAGGACCGUGGAAGGCCAUCGCCAAGUUCAUCGGCACCCGAACAUCUCGACAAGCUCAAACCCAUGCCCAAAAGUACCGAGAAAGGCUACUUCGGCAAGAUGUGGACAUGAUGAGCGACCACGUGUCAAGGAAGAUAAGGGGGCGGGCUGCUGAGGAAGGCGUGAAAAUUGAGGUGGAGGCAGUGGACGUGGUGAUUGGGAUUGAAGAAUUCAACCAGGAUUGUAUUAGUCAAGGCUUCCCCGACUCCGAGCUGUCAAUGGAAGAGGCCAUGGCGUACCUUGUGGAACUAGUGGACUGCGCCAAGUGGGCUUUAUGACCCGUCCGAAACGUCAACCCACCAAACCCACCAUCGACAGGCAACUCGAAGCCCCAAUUCCUGUAUCCUACUUUUCCUGUAAUAUUAUACUACUCGAGUGUCUCUUGAUAUCGAGGUUUUGCUUUCAA